Messenger RNA from Rhizoctonia solani, 624 nucleotides. RefSeq lists its product as uncharacterized. Bases 1 to 624 code for a protein of 207 amino acids. The transcript has 5 exons. The record is from RefSeq and is a predicted model, not a curated record. NCBI's taxonomy places the organism in Eukaryota, Fungi, Basidiomycota, Agaricomycetes, Cantharellales, Ceratobasidiaceae.
AUGCCAUCCUAUGAAACUAUCUAUGACACCAGCCGCGUCCUCGGGACCAUCACAGCUGGAAUUUUCACUGGUCUAGCAGCCUCCGCACCACUCUAUACGCUCCCAUCUCUCCUCAACCGUACGCCCUAUGACCGCGCACGCCCCGCAUCGGACCUCGAGAAAUUUGAAGAUGUGAACAAGGCAGCGGCAAGCAGCUUGAACCUCGCUGGAAUCUCCGGCGCCGCGUUCCUAGUCGCCGCAUACGCAGCUCCAAAGGAAGUUGCAUAUAACCCCAAGUUCUUGGGGAGAGGAGCAAGCGAGAUUGGGACAAGGUUCCCAAGCGACCGAUUGUUCUCAAGGCUUACCACCUCCCGUGGGCUACUAUUGUAUGCUGGAGCCGGGUUGAUUCUCUUGAUUCCGUUUUCAACUUUGAUUGUUGGGCCGAUCGCAAAAUCGACUAUCAACAUGAGGACCAAGCUCCAGGCCGAACAGAUCGCUGGUACCGGAGCUGGAGUUCCCAACAAGGGUCAGGACGAGUUCAAUAAGCAAUUGAAAAAGUGGAGUAUUGCCACCGAGGUUGUUGCCCUUUUAGGACUUGUUGCAACUGUUUCCGGAAGUCUUCAGCUUGUCGGAGUUGGACUAUGA